AUGACUCGGAAGUCAUUUACGAUAACUGUUCUAAAUACAAGUCAUGGAGGGAUGGGUGCGCAGUUUUCAGUUUAUUUCCUCGGCGGCUUCCCGGAUGCUGUGCUCGCGCUUGGUUCGGGUUUCCUGGAGCUUUUGACGAUGUGCUGUUUAGAUGACUUCGCCAUUUUUAUUCGUGUUGUGGAACUUAACAAGACUGAAGCCUUUAGAAUGAAGAAAUUACCAGAAGAGUGA
Molecule: messenger RNA, 231 nt
Organism: Cercopithifilaria johnstoni
Lineage: Eukaryota; Metazoa; Nematoda; Chromadorea; Rhabditida; Onchocercidae
Source: the annotation of a GenBank genome assembly